Messenger RNA from Ochlerotatus camptorhynchus, 973 nucleotides. RefSeq names its product Rrp4 (gene Rrp4). Bases 67 to 951 code for a protein of 294 amino acids. Gene Ontology annotation, cellular component: nuclear exosome (RNase complex); cytoplasmic exosome (RNase complex). NCBI's taxonomy places the organism in Eukaryota, Metazoa, Arthropoda, Insecta, Diptera, Culicidae. The transcript has 3 exons. Gene Ontology annotation, biological process: U4 snRNA 3'-end processing; TRAMP-dependent tRNA surveillance pathway; exonucleolytic trimming to generate mature 3'-end of 5.8S rRNA from tricistronic rRNA transcript (SSU-rRNA, 5.8S rRNA, LSU-rRNA). Gene Ontology annotation, molecular function: RNA binding. The record is from RefSeq and is a predicted model, not a curated record.
UUCAAAGAUACGCAUCGUGAUUGGAUUUCAAUUUAACCAGUGUUCUAGAAGUGUUCCAAGCGGGAAAUGGCAUCCAACGUAAUGAUACGAUUGGCCUCCGAUCGAGCAAAUUUAUCGUUGCUGUCCGGGGACAGUAAUCCGCGUCUUUUUACGCCGGGAGAAGUUAUCACAUCCCAGCAAGGGUACAUGCGUGGCCAUGGAACUUACAUGGAAGACGAGGACAUCAAAUCAUCCGUGGCCGGUGUUAUGGUGCAGGUGAACAAACUCAUCACCGUUAAACCAUUGAAGGGGCGCUAUGUGGGAGAAAUCGGUGAUGUGAUAGUGGCUCGGGUCACCGACGUACAGCAAAAGCGUUGGAAAGUAGACACCAACUCACGAUUGGAUUCCAUUCUGUUGCUAUCCUCUGUCAAUCUUCCUGGUGGAGAACUACGCAGAAGGGGCGUGGAAGAUGAGCAACAGAUGCGAAAAUAUCUCCAGGAGGGAGACCUUAUUUCCGCUGAAGUUCAAAACGUACAUUCGGAUGGAGUGCUUUCGCUGCAUACACGGAGUUUGAAGUACGGAAAACUAGCACAGGGAAUACUGGUGAAAGUGUUUCCUUCGUUGAUCAAACGUAGAAAAACUCAUUUUCAUAAUCUACCAUGCGGAGCCUCGAUCAUUCUGGGGAAUAACGGUUUUAUUUGGAUAUCACCAAUCGUCAAUACGGAAGGCGAUGAGAGUGGUGGAUUUACACAAAACCUAGAGGAGUCCAUUUCGAAACAGGAUAGAGAGGUGAUUUCACGGCUAAGGAACUGCAUUCUGGCUUUGGCAAACUGCAAAAUGUUGCUGUACGAUACGAGCAUAUUGUAUGCUUACGAGGAAUCGCUCAAGUAUGAAGUCCAUGAGCUGCUCCAUCAGGAAGCCAUGUUUGAUGUUGCCUUCUUGACUCAGCAUAAGCUGAGGUUGCAGGAAUAAUAUAGUAAAAAUGUUGAAAAAU